AUGCAGCUCCUCUCGAAGCGCCAGCGUCGCGACGGUGGCGGGCCAUCAUGGCUUUCUGCAGCAUCUCUCCUCACUACCCUCCUUACCCUUUCGCUCACCAGUCUCCCCGAAACCAUGGCAGCACGCAGUGGCCUCGGAGGCACACAGAUGCUCUACACCUCUUCAGCCGUCUACUGCAGUCCUCCCGAAGCUAUCUUGAUAUCGGCGCUCGAUCUCAAGUUCUUCCGCGAGAAUCGCACGCUCGAAUUCGACAUCUCGGCCGCCUCGGUACAGGACGAUCUGCGGGUGUCGGUCUCUGUCAACGUCAACGCCUACGGUCUGGGUCUCUUCUCGCUCGCCAUAAACCUGUGCGAUACCAUCAAGGCACUCUGUCCGCUGCCCAACUACCAGUUUACGGGUGCAGGAGUGUUCGCGGUGCCCGAACAGUUCGUUUCCAAGAUCCCCACCAUCGCCUUUCAAGUGCCGAACCUCGAGGCUGUGGCCACUGUCGAACUCACCGAUACCACCAACAACAACGUCGUCGGGUGUGUCCAGGCUACCCUGUCCAACGGAAAGACGACGUAUCAGCCUGCGGCAAAAUGGGCGGUCCUCGGCGUGUUUGCCUUGGCGGUGUUCAGCUCGGUGCUGCAUACUUCGCUCGCCUCUAGUCUAGGUGCGGCCCAGUGGAGGGUGGUGGAUGUGUUCACGACGAUCCAGCACAUCCCCAUGGCGGGUCUGUUGUCGUUGAAUUAUCCUCAGGUGUUUUUGGAGUUUGCACGCAACUUUGCUUGGUCGAUCGGGCUGAUCGAUAUUCCGGCUGUUCAGGGGUCAAUCCUGUCGACAAGGGAAAAGACGGGUGGAAGGCAGGACGGUGUGUUCGGCGCACUGUUGAAGGCGGAGAAGGGCAAGCAGUUGAAUCCGUUCACCAGCGCUGGUGCGUCUUCGGGUGCUUCAUCCGCGUUCACGACACCGUCUACCUUUUCUUUCCUCACCCUGCCCCCUGGUGCGACAGAGCAGGCCAACACGAGCAGCGCACACGCAGCCUACAGCCAGCUCUCCAAGCCGAUCAGCUUCCACAUGACAAACUUAGGCAAGCGUCAGAUCUACGCGCCAUACACAGGCGCAGGAGGUCAGAUCGCCCAGAACGUCGGAUCCAACUACCUCCCCCUCAUCUCAUCCAGCACGCCCUCGCCCAUCGGAUUGGGCUACUUCGCCGAGCUCAACAACAUCUCACCCGCCAGUGCAUUCCUCACCGUGCUCAUCAGUCUGGCAAUGCUGUUCGCAGCGCUCGUCGUCAUCUUCAUCGUCGUGUAUGCGAUUGCUGCCAUUGUGCGGCUAGCGACGUCGAGGAGGAACGGUCGUGUGGCGGCUUGGUCGACUCGAUUGACGGGGAGGUUUUUCCUGGGCAUGUUCUGUAGACCGCUGCUUGGUCGUGCGGUCGCAGCGACGUUUCAGGUCUACUUGGUGUUUGCCUUUUGGCAGUGGUUGAGGGGUGAUUCGUGGGUUCCAGAUUUCCUGGCGGCCAUUCUUCUGGUCGUCUACCUGGCGGGAAUCGCGCUGAUCUUUGUCCCCGUCUUCUUGGCCUCUCGCAAAGUCGGAAACGACCGGCUCUUCUACGGAUCAACACCACCCGCCAACGCCUCCAACACGGCUCGUCGUUGGGGAGCCAUCGCACACCCCUUCCGACCCAAGUUCUUCUGGUUCGGUCUCGUAUUCUUGCUCGUCUACUUUGUGCGCGCUUGCUUCAUCAGUUUCGCGCAGGGAGCAGGGCAUGGGUUGAGGCAGUCGAUCGGACUGGCUGCUACGGACCUGCUGUUCUUCCUCGCGUUGUGCAUCUGUCGACCGGGGAGGGACAAGACGAGCGACUUUGUCAUGAUCUUCUUGAUGGUGUUCAGGGUCAUCUCGUGGGGUAUCUGCAUAGCCUUGACGCCGUUGGCGGAUAUCGAGACCAUUCCGAGGGUCGUCCUCGGAUUCGCGUUGAUCGUCGUGACCGGACUUCCGAUCAUCUUCCUGUUCUUCCUGACGGUGUGGGAUCUUGUCUCGCCGUUCAUCAGGAAGAGACAGUGGAACGCGACGAGGUUGGGGGACGCAGAGCUGAACGAGAAGGGCAACGAGGGGUAUGCAUUCGGCGCUGUUGGAGCCGGAGCAGUGGGUCAGUCAGAGGCGGAAAGUGCAGCGAGUGGUUCGAGUAGUGCUUCUUCGGAACACGAAAACACGCUUCGUCCCGGUGGUGCCGCGCUGCCGGCAAGACAAAGCUCGUUGUCGCGACAAGCGUCAACCUCGGACGCGGUCGAGCAUCCACCAGCAGCAGGCACAGCGCCAAUGCAGCCAACACAGCAACACCUGUCGCCGCGUCCAGCAGCUCCAUCUCACGCCACCUCUGCCGUGUCAGCUGCUUCUGGUCAAACCGUCUACUACGACGCCCGACCUGCAUAA
This is a messenger RNA of Pseudozyma hubeiensis SY62, 2415 nucleotides long. RefSeq lists its product as hypothetical. Lineage: Eukaryota; Fungi; Basidiomycota; Ustilaginomycetes; Ustilaginales; Ustilaginaceae. The record is from RefSeq and is a predicted model, not a curated record. Gene Ontology annotation, biological process: fungal-type cell wall biogenesis; transmembrane transport. Bases 1 to 2415 code for a protein of 804 amino acids. The transcript has a single exon.